Messenger RNA from Trypanosoma cruzi, 1785 nucleotides. RefSeq names its product protein kinase, putative. Gene Ontology annotation, molecular function: protein serine/threonine kinase activity; ATP binding. The coding region runs from base 1 to 1785 and encodes 594 amino acids. NCBI's taxonomy places the organism in Eukaryota, Euglenozoa, Kinetoplastea, Trypanosomatida, Trypanosomatidae. Gene Ontology annotation, cellular component: cytoplasm. Gene Ontology annotation, biological process: protein phosphorylation. The transcript has a single exon. The record is from RefSeq and is a predicted model, not a curated record.
AUGAUGUCACCACGUUGUCAAUUGUGGUUUCCAAAUACAAUUUACGUUGAGAAAUUUUGUUUUCAAUCCUACCACUUGCUAGACAACGCCGUGGGUUUGGAAGUUGGUGAGCGGAACAAUACACAACAGGGACCAGGCGCAGGAAAAGAAAGGGAGUCUCUCAAGCAAUCCGUAAAGGCACCGCCUUUUCCCCUUCAGUUACAAUGGGGCUGUCCAAUUGCGCGCGGUGCAAGCAGUGUGGUGUAUGCCGGCAUGGACGUGGGCACCGGUCGGAGGUUGGCAUUGAAAGUACUUCAAGACGACGGUUUUUCCUCCCCGUCAAGUCCUCGAGCUUCAGUGGUGGAGGGGCCGCCUGGAACCUCAUGGAAGCCGCCACGUCAAAUAUAUUCCUCGAACUCUUAUCAGAAAAAUAAUGAAGCCUUGCAUGGGUUUUCUGCCUUAUCGGAUGAAUAUUUGCGGGAAUUCUACUUUCUUACGUACCUUACCCACCAUCGCAUUGUGCAGUGUCUUGGGGUGAAGAAAGUCCCUCGGGGAAUAUGUAUCGUUUUGGAGUACGUUGCUGGUGGAACUUUGCAAGAUUUGAUUAAAAAUUUUGGGGCCUUUAACGAAAAUGUCAUACGUCUUUAUACGUUACAGGUGUUGCAAGGCAUGGAGUAUCUUCAAUCCCGCGGUGUGGUUCAUGGUGAUCUGAAGACUGCCAAUGUGCUGAUGACGGAGAAGGGCAACCUUAAAAUUAGUGACUUUGGUACAAGCAGGUUUGUUCAAACUAUUUACGUUGCAGAUUCUGAUUCAGAUGUGCUUCCGGGUAGAGGCUCUGGUUGUCCCACGCAGGGUGCUGAGAAGAAGCUUUGUGGGACCCCAAUAUAUAUGAGCCCGGAGCUCAUUUGUACACAGGAGUCCACUUUUGCCUCAGAUGUUUGGGCAUUGGGGUGCAUGGUAUAUGAAAUGGCUAUGGGCGUCCCGCCAUGGGAGGAACUUCAUGACUUGUCGCCACACAUUGUCGUGUGGAGAAUUGGUGGAGCCACGAAAGGACCAAGCCUAGACUGUCUGCGCAAAUGUGGGGCCAGUCCAACGCUGCUUAAUUUUUUGGAGUGCGCCCUUCACCUGGACUGUAAACAGCGUCUCUCAGUGGAGGAACUGUUGAAGCAUCCUUUUAUUUUGGGACAAGCGCCCAUCGUGUGUUCGCAGUCUUUCCCAUUGUUUUCCCCAUCGUCGUUAGAAUGGAGCCCGCGGAUGAACUCUCCGCUGAUGCAGAUGCAGUUGGCAAAUUGCAAUUUGGGUACUGCCGUCACUGGAGAGAAACCACUGCGUGUUUCCGAGGAAGAUGAGUCAAAUCAUGGAAUGGUGUUGGGCGGUGAAUUCGGAGAUAUGCCGCAGCAGGAAUUAUUACAGCCGUUGCUGGAGUUGGGUGGUCCCGCGGUGGCGGCGGAAAUGCGUUCGAGUCAACCCAAUCACUGCACGUCACCUUCGAGUCAGGCCGCCGGGGCCGAGAGUCACCAGGCUAUCACCUGCGAGCCAAAUUGCAGGUGGAAGUUUGAAAAUAAGAGCGUCGUGCAAACAGAAAAAAGAAGCAGCGUGACAAAUAAAGAUGCGUCCUCAGUGUGGAUCCCGCGGCGGCGUCUAGAGGGUGCGGUCUGCUUGCGACAAGGGCGUGGCAGCCACGGCUCCAUGAAUAGCAUGGAUGCUGUCCGUCAGGGCGAUAACAUUCGUGAUGCAGCAGCCGCACUCACAUCCUACGAAAUAACAGCAGAGUUUUCGCGACUGACGGGGUUAUUUGGAGAAUAG